CGAGGAAAUCUCCAAACGCGUCUUGCGACCACAAUAUCCCCACAAUCAAUCCCAGCUCGACGCCCUUCGUAGUCUUUCAUCCUCGCAUAUCCACAAUGUCUUCUCCCGAGGCUCGACCCGGUGGCGAGCCGGUCACAGAAAAGAAGAAGCCCGCAGGACCGCCAGCCCAGAAACUUGAUUCUGUAUACUACACUUGGAGCAACAUGUUUUCGAUCCUUGCCGGACGGAUGACGCAAGCGCGGGACGUAGAGCUAGAGCGGAAAUACUUCGAAGAGCAAGACGAGAUAAAAGCGGAAUCUCUAUGUCGGCGUUGCGAAAAACAGCGAGAUUUCCUCCUCCAAUAUAGCCCGAUAGUAAAAUUCAUGAAAGACGAAGUCUCUAAGCUCGGUGGCGACCUCAAUUCCAAAAACAUCCAAUGCCGCAUCUGCACAGCGUCACAAUCCGGCGGCUUCCACAUCGACCACGGCAUCAUGCUGUGCGCCAACAAUUUCAGAAAUCGGGGGCAUCAGGAAGAUACGAUGGCGCAUGAGAUGGUGCAUGCGUGGGAUCAUUUGAAGUGGAAGGUGGAUGAGGGGAAUUUGAGACAUCAGGCCUGUUUAGAGAUCCGCGCAUCGACAUUAAGCGGAGAAUGUCGUUUCACGCGCGAGUUCUUCACUCGAGACCAGUGGCGAAUAACAGAGCAACUUCAACGUUGUGUCAGGCGGCGAGCAACGAUAUCCAUGCUGGCAAGACCGGGGAUCAAGGACGAUGUGCAUGCUGCCAAGGUCGUGAAUGAGGUCUGGGAGAGCUGUUUCAAUGAUACAAGACCGUUCGAUGAGAUAUAUCGGUAA
Lindgomyces ingoldianus is the source of this 830-nucleotide messenger RNA. Its product is annotated as mitochondrial inner membrane protease-like protein ATP23. The record is from RefSeq and is a predicted model, not a curated record. The coding region runs from base 96 to 830 and encodes 244 amino acids. The transcript has 3 exons. Gene Ontology annotation, molecular function: metalloendopeptidase activity. Gene Ontology annotation, cellular component: extrinsic component of mitochondrial inner membrane. Lineage: Eukaryota; Fungi; Ascomycota; Dothideomycetes; Pleosporales; Lindgomycetaceae. Gene Ontology annotation, biological process: mitochondrial proton-transporting ATP synthase complex assembly; mitochondrial protein processing.